This is a messenger RNA of Daldinia caldariorum, 468 nucleotides long. RefSeq lists its product as uncharacterized. NCBI's taxonomy places the organism in Eukaryota, Fungi, Ascomycota, Sordariomycetes, Xylariales, Hypoxylaceae. The coding region runs from base 1 to 468 and encodes 155 amino acids. The transcript is spliced from 3 exons. The record is from RefSeq and is a predicted model, not a curated record.
AUGUCGACUGAACAUCAACACGGUCAUGGAAACCGAGAAUUGGUAAAGGGUAAACUUCGUCCACCGUCGAAACCACCCUCAACCAAAUCGUAUACAGUCACAUCAGCGUCGAUCAACGAAGUCCUGGUGAGAAAACCAUCUGAGAGACAAGUGAACCAGGAUCCUAUUGAGAUCUCAUCCGCGGCUACUGCUCAACCCUUCUUAGAUCCCACGAUCCUUGAACGUCUGGAAAUUGAAGAUCAAGCAUGUGCUUCCGCCUCUCGCUCCCCGGAUCUCGCCCCCGACCCUAUGAACUGUGCCCCGGUCCGCAGUGUAACGAAGAUCCCGACUUUCUCAAUGUUGCACCCACACGUACUGAGAGCUUUAUGGGCGGACCGACGAUACCAAAUAAUGGCUAUCGAUCGGGACCCCGCAGAGGAUGUGGUUGUAGAUGCUAUCAAAAUAAGCGACCCUUACAUCCGGAUGUAG